AGCAGGACGAGGCGAGGUGAGUACACUGAGGCCGCUCUUCUGUCUUGUUAAUUUGGCAAGAUGAUAUGGUUGAGGGUGGUAGCGUUGGUGUCGUUGUGGUGCGCACUUACCUCCGCACAGAGUAUACAGGAGUUGCAGGCGUUGUUUGAGCAGGCAGUGUUGGGAACCACUUCAGGUACCCAAAAACCAGCUGCUGCAGGCUCUAGCAGCUCUACGGGACAGCUUCCAGGCUCUGGUGGCUCCACGGAACCGGUUCCAGGCUCCGUUGGGUCAGUUGGGCAGUUACCAAGCUCUGAUGGGUCAGGACAGUUUGCAAGUCCCGGUGGGCCUUCUGGACAAUUCCCAGGCUCUGGUGGGUUUGGUGGACAGUUUCCAGGAUCCGGCGGGUCGUCUGGACAAAUCCCAGGCUCUGGAAACCAGUUUACCGGGAGUCAGUUUCCAGGCACGGGUGGAUUUGGAGGGCAGUUUCCAGGCUCUGGUCGACCCGGAAACCAGUUCCCCGGUAAUCAAUUUCCAGGCUCUGGUCGACCUGUAAGUCAAUUUCCCGGAAGUCAGUUUCCAGGUUCAGCCGGAUUUGGAGGGCAGUUCCCUGGAAAUCAAUUUCCAGGUUCUGGUAGACCUAUAAGUCAAUUUCCCGGAAGCCAAUUUCCGGACUCAGGUGGAUUUGGAGGGCAGUUCCCUGGAAAUCAAUUUCCAGGAUCUGGUGGAUUUGGAGGGCAGUUUCCCGGGGGCCAUUUCCCACCACACAGACCUGGAAGACCUUUUCCCGGUAGGCCAGGAGGAGGAGGACUGGAACAAGGAGCACUGACUGGAGGAGGGCAGGGUUGUGGGUUCUUCUGCAGACUACCUAACGGUCGAUAUGCGCCCUGCUGUUGACGCCAGUGGAUGUAAUUACAAAAAUAUUGCUUCUAAUUCUUUUCAUCCAAUAAAAGCAGGGAAAUG
Cherax quadricarinatus is the source of this 942-nucleotide messenger RNA. NCBI's taxonomy places the organism in Eukaryota, Metazoa, Arthropoda, Malacostraca, Decapoda, Parastacidae. The record is from RefSeq and is a predicted model, not a curated record.